AUGGCCGACAUCCUCAGCAUCGUCGGCCUCGCCACCACCAUCACGACCAACCUCAUCGCCGUCGCCAAGAAAAAGGAAGCCCGGCGCGAGCGAAGCCGGCAAUUCACCCGGACCCUCGUCCGCCAGCUCUCCAACGAGGGCUACAACGCCGUCGUGGUCGCGGGGCCGUGGCGCGCCUGGGGCUACGAGGCCUCGAGCGACCACGCCUUCGAGGGCAAGCACUACACCCUCUUCGCCGCGCCCAAGGACCGCGUCAUGAUUGUCGAGAACCGCGGCGACGGCGGCUUCGAAAACUGGGCUCUCUGCGGGUCCAACUGGGUGCGCUGGGGCAAGAUUGUCAAGUUUCAUCCCUCCUGGAACUCGGCGACCAUGGGCACACCUUACGAGAUCCGCCAUCCCAACGAUUUUCCGGGCUGGCCCGAGUAA
Molecule: messenger RNA, 426 nt
Organism: Parascedosporium putredinis
Lineage: Eukaryota; Fungi; Ascomycota; Sordariomycetes; Microascales; Microascaceae
Source: the annotation of a GenBank genome assembly